AAUGUCUUGCUGGACAGCUAAAGGCAUGAUGCAGCUCAAGAUAUUGUGGGUGUCUGAAUGUGCGAUGAUGACGUCUAUUGUAGAAUGUGUAGGGGAAUGUGAGGCAGAGGAUGAUAUUAUUUUCCACCAACUGAAACAACUACAUAUUGCUUCUAUUCCAAACCUUUCAAGCUUCUGCGACUCAGCGAAACAUGCAUUCAAAUUACCAUCCUUGGAAUAUGUAACUGUAGAAAGUUGCCCCAAUAUGAAAACUUUUUGCGAGGGACCACUUUCCACUUUUAAGCUCCGGUAUGUAUAUUCUCAUGGAAGGCGUUGGAAUGGCAACCCCAAUGCUACCAUACAGACCUUGCAUAAAGAAAUGAUAAUGGCCAUCAGAAUCCAGAGCCAAUUUCGGAGGCACGUUGCUCGUAGAGAUUUCAUUGCACUGCGGAUGGCUUCCAUAGUAAUACAGUCUGCAGUGAGAGGUAAGGCAUCAAAAUAUGUAAUAAACUACAUGAAGCGUUAA
This is a messenger RNA of Tripterygium wilfordii, 505 nucleotides long. RefSeq lists its product as uncharacterized. Gene Ontology annotation, molecular function: protein binding. The transcript has 2 exons. NCBI's taxonomy places the organism in Eukaryota, Viridiplantae, Streptophyta, Magnoliopsida, Celastrales, Celastraceae. The coding region runs from base 2 to 505 and encodes 167 amino acids. The record is from RefSeq and is a predicted model, not a curated record.